Molecule: messenger RNA, 579 nt
Organism: Funneliformis caledonium
Lineage: Eukaryota; Fungi; Glomeromycota; Glomeromycetes; Glomerales; Glomeraceae
Source: the annotation of a GenBank genome assembly
AUGGUUAAAGAUGAUUCAAUAAUAGCAACAAUUUCUACAAAUGAAACUCAAAUGAAGGUUCAUUUUGGUUUUGAUUUGACAUUUGGACAAUUGCUAGAACAAGAAAAUAAAGAAAAAACUAAAAAUGUAGAGCAUGUUGUUGAAAACGAAAUAGAAAAAUAUGCCGAGAUAGAACCAUUCCAGGAAGACGAAGAAUAUGGGGAUGCUAUGGAUUAUGUUGAAAGUUACUUUGAUAAUGGAGAGGCAGAUGAUGCAUUUGAUGACGAUGAAAAUCAUCGCCUGAUACAGAGAAUCUCUGCUAUUCAUUCCCCCCAGACAAGCGUAUGUCGCGCUCAGCAGGUCUUUCGACGUGAGAAACGUGAACAUCUCGAAUAUAGCGAACUUGUUGUAGGAGCUGGUAGAAGUCGUUAUGUUGUUAUUGGGAACUUUUCAAAAAUAGCGGAUAAAAUUUUGACCAGACGACCGCGCAACCAAAUACAGCCUAAAUUUUUGAAUUAUUAUUUCAUCAUUAACUUUAGAGGUUUUUAUGCUACUAAAAUUUUUGAUUCUCUAAACAUUAUUUUUGCACUUAUUUUGUAG